This is a messenger RNA of Aphanomyces astaci, 345 nucleotides long. RefSeq lists its product as hypothetical. Bases 1 to 345 code for a protein of 114 amino acids. The transcript is spliced from 2 exons. Lineage: Eukaryota; Oomycota; Saprolegniomycetes; Saprolegniales; Verrucalvaceae. The record is from RefSeq and is a predicted model, not a curated record.
AUGCAGGAAGCCCAGCGAGCUGCACAGUACGACAUGUCUAACGCCACGCAGUUUAAGUUCAGCACCGUCAUGGCCGCCACGUGUGACGAAGCUGCCUGCACUGCGUGGUGUAUGCAGGGGCUGUGUCCGUCAUUCGCGAAGGACAUGACCUUGAGCGGGACAAGGUGGCGAUGCCGUCGUGCUUCUUGCGGUUCCAUCGAGCGCAGCAUGAAGUUUGGAUCAUUCGAAGAACGAUUCAAACUUCUAUUCUCCAAGGCGGUGCGGCUGAUGUAUGCAUGGGCCUCGCGCAAGUCGCCGCCCGCGAGAGAAAUUCGUGGCGGAGGCGUGGAAGUGGACAUGCUGUAA